Messenger RNA from Ambispora leptoticha, 507 nucleotides. The record is from the annotation of a GenBank genome assembly. NCBI's taxonomy places the organism in Eukaryota, Fungi, Glomeromycota, Glomeromycetes, Archaeosporales, Ambisporaceae.
AUGUUUCCAACCGUUAUGGGCGAAGUUCAACGAGCAGUAAAUGAAAUGCACCGCCUUGCGGAUACAAUGAAUGGAAUGACUGGAACAUACUCUCCUUGUGGUCAAUCUGCUAAUCGCCGUCUUGGUGACGGCCGUGGCAACGCAGAUGAUCAAGUUGCCUGGCUUCCCUACGUCGAUGGCAAGAAACAAACUAUCACUUGGCUUUUUUUUCUUUACAAUUUGGAGGAUCAGUAUGUCGUUCAAGCGGAACUUCCAGGAGUUAGGAAAGAAGAAGUUAAUCUUGAACUUCGUGAUAAUAGCGAACUUGUAAUCUCGGGAAAAACGCAAGCUUCUUCUGAUUUUGAUCGUAGUGUCAUGACAGUCCGCGAAAGAUCCUUCGGCAAUUUUAGGCGUGAAUUUGUUCUUCCCGGACAAUUGCAAACUGGGAAAGUGGAAGCCAGAAUGGAGAACGGAGUGUUGGAAGUCAGGGUAAAUAAUGCUGAUACUAUUGAUGUUGUUGAUGCAUGA